ACUUCCAGGUCAGUGAUUUCAGCACUCCCCAACAAUGUAUCCCUUACAGGAGAGGGGAAGAGCUGGCGCUUCAGCCAGCCUCUCUGGAGGCUCUUCAAAACACAGUUACCAUGGACACAAACUUGACCGGGAGAGGAGUGUGUUUGUGUGUACACACUGUGUGUGUGUGUGUGUGAGGGGAGGGAGUGUGCAGGUGCAGUUUGCAUGUGUGUGUUUAACUUUUUUCUUUUUAUUAAAGCAUUAAAAAAUAAUGCACAACUUUCUUGCAUAUUUUCCCAAAAGUCCAAACUUUUUGCGCAUGGCGCUUGAACGUCACCAUUGAUCUCUGCGCGGUGCUUCACUGCCUGGUUUGCAGCCGUGCGUGAUUGACUGCCAGCAAUCUGAUCCGGUGAAAGACAUUGACAACCAAUAGGAAGCGGCAGUGCGGCUUGUUUCCAUGGGAGGCCCCGGGGAGGCGAUGCCAAGCCGCCGCUAGGAAGCGACACAGCGAGCGGGGUAAAAGACGCGUCGAGCAGCAAGCCGGGGGACUGUGUGGAGAUCCUGCAGCCGCUCCGUGCCACUCUACAAGCGGAUGAAAAAAAGCGAGGUCGCUAGGACAGGACAGGACACUUUUUGCAGAUCGCUCGGCGGCGCACGAUGGAUGGAUUUCCCGACCAGCAAGUGCCUUACUGUAACUCUAAAAAGCUGCAAGACAAGACGAGCUGCCCGAGGCCGGCACAUGACAGAAAGAGAAAAUUCAUUAAGUCCAACCUGGCUUUGGACACCGAAGAGCUCUUCCAGGACCUCAGUCAGCUGCAGGAGACUUGGCUGGCAGAAGCUCAAGUUCCCGACAAUGACGAGCAGUUCGUUCCAGACUUCCAGACUGAAAACUUGGCUUUCCACGGACUGCAGCUGAAGAUCAAGAGGGAGCUGCACAGCCCGUGUUCAGAGCUGAGCUCCAACUGUAGUCAGGAACGGUCCUUCAAGCUCCAGUAUGGAGAGAAGUGCCCGUACAGCGUCAGUGCCUACGAGCAGAAGCAGCCUGCAGGAAUGAAGCCCUCCAGCCCAGUGACGCCCCCCUGUAGCACCCCCGUGUCCCCGCUCCAUCAUGCCUCACCCACGGCGGCCCCGACACCCAAACCAGACAGGACCUACACCCACAUACCGCCGUCGUCACAGCCGCUCCCUGACAACGCCUACUCCAUGGACCACAGAUUUCGACGUCAGCUCUCGGAGCCGUGCCACUCGUUCCCCUCCCCGCCGACGAUGGCUCGGGACGGCCGGCCCAUCUACCACAGGCAGAUGUCGGAGCCCAACAUCCCCUUCCCUCCUCAAGGCUUCAAGCAGGAGUAUCCCGACCCCCUGUUCGAGCACCCGGCCAUGAUGGGGGCGCCGCUACCGCACACGUACCCCGCCACCAUGAUGAUCAAACAGGAGCCCAGAGACUUCACCUACGACUCAGCAGAAGUGCCUAGCUGCCAUUCUGUCUACUUACGGCAAGACGGCUAUCUGGCUCACACUAACAGGACUGAAGGUUGUAUGUUUGACAAAGUGGUGAGGCAUUUCUACGACGACACCUGCGUCGUGCCCGAAAAGGUCGAAGGUGACAUCAAGCAGGAGUCGGGCCUGUACCGCGAGGGCCCGUCGUACCAGCGCAGAGGCUCGCUGCAGCUCUGGCAGUUUCUCGUGGCUCUGCUGGACGACCCGUCCAACUCCCACUUCAUCGCCUGGACCGGCCGCGGCAUGGAGUUCAAACUGAUCGAGCCGGAAGAGGUGGCACGUCGGUGGGGGAUACAGAAGAACCGACCGGCGAUGAACUACGACAAGCUCAGCCGGUCGUUGCGCUACUACUACGAGAAAGGAAUCAUGCAAAAGGUCGCCGGCGAGAGAUACGUCUACAAGUUCGUGUGCGACCCCGAGGCCUUGUUCUCGAUGGCGUUUCCCGACAAUCAGCGGCCGGUGCUGAAGACGGACAUGGAGCGGCAGAUCAACGAGGAGGACACGGUGCCGCUGUCACACUUUGACGAAAACAUGGCCUACGUACAGGAGGGGCCCUACUGCCAGCCGCACCCUUACAGCGAGGGCUACGUCUAUUAACGUCAGCCUCGACGGCCGACCACACACACACACACACACACACACACACACACACACCUACACCCUCCCCCUCCUCCACCUCCGUCCGUACACCUGAGACUGUCAUGUCCGCUAAUUCGGGAUUAAGACUGAACACACACACACACACAUGCAGCGGCGGAGCUUCCCUUCCUCUCUCCGUCUAGUGAACACCUCCUCCUCCUCCUCCUCCUCGUCUUAUUUUGUUUUUCUUUUUGCUCUUUCUGACGUCGAAGCCGCACAGCAGGACGGAGAGUGCACUUUAUGGACAGGAAGCGGUGCAGCGUCGACCUGCCGGGGGUGGGGGGGUGGUUCUGCUCGCUGCGUGGCUGGCUUUUGUUUGUACAUUAUCGUGGGAAUCUUUCCGUUUUUUUCUGUUUCUGUUGGUAUGAUUCGGAGCAUGUGGUGAGACAGGACUCAAACGGCUCACUCCACCCCCCCAAGAACUGAAACUUCCUGCGACCCGUCUGCAGCAGGAUGAUCGGAAAGGACGAUCACUUUUUGAUCGCGUCCUCUAGCUCGCCCCCUCACCUUGUUGUACUCUCACGCUCAUUUAAGUGAAUACCGUCGGCGUACGGUAUUUUAACGAUACUUUUAACAUGAUUAUAGACUCUGAAGAAGUAAUGUGAUGAUUAAAAAAAAGAAAAUCAGUGAGAACUGCCUCACCACCACCUCCUCGUCCUCCCUCCUCUCGUCCAAUCAGACUGUAGAUCUCGUCACGUAGACGUAAAAUAAACUGGAGCUAGACGGCUGGAAAAAAAAAAGAAAAACGACGCGGGUUGGCAAAGAUGAGACGGAUGGAAACGCUUUCUGUGAACGGCCGAGAGUUUAGGAUUGAAUCAAUAAAGCGACAGGCCGCUGUAAAAUAACUCAUCCACUGUAAAACUGUUUGUUUCUUUCUUUGUAUUCUGAGAGCAGCAGUCAUUCGUUUGUCAUUCAGGUGUUCAGUUAAUAAUAAAAUAUAAAAAAAAGAAGUGAUUUUAUUGGCUUAAACAAUAAAAAACAAAAAAAAACACUCAAACAUUUUGUUUCCAGGUGAACACGAGGUGUAUAUUUUCUGCUUUGCCAUCGAUAAAGUUGCUUUUGUUACAAAAAAAAGAAAGAAAGGAGGUUAAAAAAAAAGGUAUAAGAAAUAUUUAGAGUUUUAUAAUGUGAUGGGGAAAAAAAAUUCAUGUUAUAACAAACAUAGUGUUCCAUUGUAUAAUCAGGUAAAUGCACAUUUUGUUGCUGCUUCGAAUUGUAAGUGUAUUUUCUAGUCUGGAGAAAAGAAGAAGAGCAGUGGCUGCUCUGGACUUUUUAUUUUGUUUUUGUUUUUUUAUUUUCUUUCGAAUCCUUUGUUCGAUUUGAGCAUUAAAAGAAGAAUCUGGUCA
Molecule: messenger RNA, 3464 nt
Organism: Larimichthys crocea (large yellow croaker)
Lineage: Eukaryota; Metazoa; Chordata; Actinopteri; Sciaenidae
Gene: etv1
Product: ETS variant transcription factor 1
Exons: 13
Coding region: 637-2076 (479 amino acids)
Biological process (GO): regulation of transcription by RNA polymerase II; cell differentiation
Cellular component (GO): nucleus
Molecular function (GO): DNA-binding transcription factor activity, RNA polymerase II-specific; sequence-specific DNA binding
Source: RefSeq, a predicted model, not a curated record